This is a messenger RNA of Closterium sp. Naga37s-1, 801 nucleotides long. Lineage: Eukaryota; Viridiplantae; Streptophyta; Zygnematophyceae; Desmidiales; Closteriaceae. The record is from the annotation of a GenBank genome assembly.
AUGCCAUCCGAGUCUCCAGAGGCGGCGGUCGCAAACCUACAGCCGACGGACGAUGACAAGGCGACCAUUGGGACGGAGUUUGAUGCGGGAAAUGUGGGAAAAGUGGAGGUGGGUGCUGAUAGAGAAGGGGAGGAGAGCGUAAGAAUUGUUGAGGAAAAGCAGGGCGGAUCAGAAGAAGUUGGUAAGAGGCGUGGAAGGAGAGCAGGCAACGUGAAAGCAAGGCGCGAAGGAAGCGGGAGUAAGAGCGGAGAGGGGGAAGCAUCUGAGGAGGAGCAAGAGGAUGUGUCAGUGAUUGCUCAAAUUGUAAAAGAGGAGGAGGAGGGGCUUGGGAACGGAAGGAGUGGGGGAUGGGAGGAGAUUGAAGGAGGGGAAGAAUCGGAUGCAACAACGGUGGCGGCGGCGGCAGCGGCGGCGGCGGUCGAGGAGGAAGUUGGAAUGGACACAGAAAUGCAGGAUGAGGAAGUAGAAGCAGAAGCGAGUGAGGAGGGUUUACCAAGCAUGCCAUCUCGUCCCACUCGUGCCACCUCUCGCUCCUCCCUCCUCUCCCUCUACCGCUUCUUCUCCUCCCACCUCGGCAUCUCCUCCCCUUCCACUGUCGCUUCCCUCCUCGCCUCUUACCCUCAACUCCUCCGCUCCAAUCCCACCAACGACUUCCUGCCACGUGUCUGUCUCCUCCAAUCGUUUCGCAUAUCUCUCGCCGACAUCGUCCACAUAAUUGUGAGAGGAUCUGUCUGGCUCCGAUCCCCCCUGCCACUGAUAAACAACAAGAUUGAGUUUCUUUUGGAUAAAGGCGUCCGCUGA